This is a messenger RNA of Debaryomyces tyrocola, 147 nucleotides long. Lineage: Eukaryota; Fungi; Ascomycota; Pichiomycetes; Serinales; Debaryomycetaceae. The record is from the annotation of a GenBank genome assembly.
AUGAGUGAAGCUGUUACAAAUUCCCUUGAAAAGAAGUUGAGCGAAGUUCUUGAUCAUGAAGUGAGCUUAAAUGAAAACUAUUCAGGCAAACAAAAAAAGAGAAAAGCUUUGGAAAAUUCUUUACAUGACAUGUCUUUUGUAUGCUAA